AUGAAUGAUUUGCCAUCGAAAUUUCAUAUUGAAAAUGAUGAUAUCUUUCCAAAGUUUAAAUUUAGUGAACUUUCACAACAGAAUAUUACUAGUCAACAAUUAUAUAUUUGGUCAGCACCAAUCGAUAUUGUUGAACGUUAUCAGUUGUAUUUAGAUCAUUUAUCAGCAUCGUAUGAUAAAUCUAUGAAAACACAAGUUUUCUACAAUUGUACAUUACCAAGAUUUGGUCCUAUGUGUCAAUAUGAAAUGAUUAUUUAA
Rotaria sp. Silwood1 is the source of this 258-nucleotide messenger RNA. The record is from the annotation of a GenBank genome assembly. Lineage: Eukaryota; Metazoa; Rotifera; Eurotatoria; Philodinida; Philodinidae.